GAUGCAGGGGGCCGAGCUCCGGGAUGGCGAGGCGGCGGCGGCGGCGGCCGCUUCGUACCGCGUCCUGAGCCGCCUGCUCGGCUAUGGAGAGGCGGCCCCCGAGCCAGGCCCGCCGCCGCCGCCGCCCCCGGGCCAUGGCCCCCCGCCGCCACCUUUCCUCGCGCGGCCCGGUCCGCGGGGCUCCCGGCCGCCGCAGCUGAUGGUGUUCCGCAACGUGGGUCGGCCGCCGGAGGAGGAGGACGCCGAGGCGGCUCCGGAGCCGGGACCCUCGGAACUGCUGUGUCCCCGGCAUCGCUGUGCCCUGGACCCCAAGGUCCUGCCCCCGGGGUUGGCGCUGGAGCGGACCUGGGGCCCGGCGGCUGGACUAGAGGCGCAGUUGGCGGCUCUGGGGCUCGGGCAGCCGGCGGGGCCGGGGGUCAAGACGAUCGGUGGAGGUUGCUGCCCCUGCCCAUGCCCCCCGCAGCCGUCACCUCCGCAGCCCCAACCGCCUGCUGCCGCCCCGCAGGCCGGGGAGGACCCCACGGAAACAAGCGACGCGCUGCUAGUCCUGGAGGGCUUGGAAUCAGAGGCCGAGAGCCUGGAGACUAACAGCUGCUCGGAAGAGGAGCUCAGCAGCCCGGGCCGCGGAGGAGGAGGGGGCGGCCGGCUUCUGCUGCAGCCCCCAGGCCCUGAAUUACCCCUGGUUCCCUUACCGCUGCAGGACUUGGUCCCACCAGGGCGCCUCAGUAGAGGAGAGCAGCAGCAGCCGCCUCCCCCGCCCCCUCCUCCUCCUGGGCCCCUCCGGCCACUCGCUGGCCCUUCGCGGAAAGGCUCCCUCAAAAUCCGCCUCAGUCGCCUCUUUCGCACGAAGAGCUGCAACGGUGGCACUGGUGGUGGGGAUGGGGCCAGCAAGAGGCCUUCUGGAGAUCUGGCUGCUUCAGCUGCGAGCCUGACAGACGUGGGAGGCUCUGCCGGACGGGAGCUGGACGCGGGGAGGAAACCCAGGUUGACCAGAACUCAAAGUGCCUUUUCUCCGGUCUCCUUCAGCCCCCUGUUCACAGGUGAAACAGUUUCGCUUGUGGAUGUGGACAUUUCUCAGCGGGGCCUGACCUCUCCACACCCUCCAACUCCCCCUCCUCCUCCAAGAAGAAGCCUCAGCCUCCUAGAUGAUAUCAGUGGGACGCUGCCUACAUCUGUCCUUGUGGCUCCGAUGGGGUCUUCCCUGCAGUCUUUCCCCCUACCUCCGCCACCUCCACCCCAUGCCCCAGAUGCAUUUCCCCGGGUUGCUCCCAUCAGAGCAGCUGAAUCCCUGCACAGCCAGCCCCCUCAACACCUCCAGUGUCCCCUCUACCGGCCCGACUCGAGCAGCUUUGCAGCCAGCCUUCGAGAGUUGGAAAAGUGUGGUUGGUAUUGGGGACCAAUGAAUUGGGAAGAUGCAGAGAUGAAGCUGAAAGGGAAACCAGAUGGUUCUUUCCUGGUACGAGACAGCUCUGAUCCUCGUUAUAUCCUGAGCCUCAGUUUCCGAUCACAGGGUAUCACCCACCACACUAGAAUGGAGCACUACAGAGGAACCUUCAGCCUAUGGUGUCAUCCUAAGUUUGAGGAUCGCUGUCAAUCAGUGGUGGAGUUCAUUAAGAGAGCCAUCAUGCACUCCAAGAAUGGGAAGUUUCUCUAUUUCUUGAGAUCCAGGGUUCCAGGACUGCCACCAACUCCAGUCCAGCUGCUCUAUCCAGUGUCCCGAUUCAGCAAUGUCAAAUCCCUCCAGCACCUUUGCAGAUUCCGGAUCCGACAGCUCGUCCGGAUAGAUCACAUCCCGGAUCUUCCACUGCCUAAACCUCUGAUCUCCUAUAUCCGAAAGUUCUACUACUACGAUCCUCAGGAAGAGGUAUACCUGUCUCUAAAGGAAGCGCAGCUCAUUUCCAAACAGAAGCAAGCGGUUGAACCCUCCACGUAGCGAGGGGCCCCUGCUGGUCACCACCAACGGCAUUUGGUUGCCAAGCUCCAGUUUUGAAGAACCAAAUGAAGCUACCAUGAACGAGGAGUAAGAAAAAAACAAGAGGGAAUAGGAAGGGCUGGGAUCCUCUGCGCAAAGACUUUGGUUCCCCCCACCACUCUGGGGCUUGGAAGAAGCACACAACCAUACUCUCUGAUUGGGGGCUCCGCCAUGCGCAUCUAGCCCCUGUGAUAUCUUGGAACUGGAUGAGCUCCUUGGAAAACUGGAAGAAGUCUCAACACUGUUCCUUUUUCACAAGUUUUGUUUUGGACAUUUACAUUUCUCAGUAUGAAAAACUCACCUUAAAGACAGCUGGGUUUGUGCCCAUUGGAUUGGAAGUGGUGUGAAGGGUGAGCAGGUCCAAAGGGGGUGGGUGGACCACCAGUGUGGGUCAGGCAGCUGGUGCCAAAGGCAGAAUGCGAGUUUUCACCAUUGACCUUGAAGAAGGGAAGAGAAGGAGUCAGAAGUGCAAAUCAGGUUGGGAGUUUCUGAAGGAUGAGAGUCUGCUUCUCUUUAAGCAUGAGUAGCUUCAGUGGGAGCAGGAAAGAAAGGAGGUGGGUGGUCUCGGACAGAAGAUUGCUGGACAGAAACUGGCAGAUGGCCUCUGCUGGGGGAAGUAGUGACUCCUUGCAUCCGUUCUUUUUAAGGUUCAGGAACCUGAUUUCAGAAUCACCUCUCAUAGAAGCUGGAUUCGUUUUAUUUUACUUGAUUCCUAAGUUCUGUGACCUCAAGUUAGCCCCAUUCUUCCUCCACCCUCAACCUGUUCCCCAAGUUAACUGUACAUUUCACCCUGGUCAUGGUAAUUCAUUCCUUUUGCUUCUGCCAGCUGUCCUGGCACUAGUUUUUCUCAUCACCUGAGCAGUUCAGAGCUCCAGUCAUGGGCUGCUGAAGGGAAUGGAGUGUGCCUCCAGGUUUUGAAUGGCCAUCUGUACCACGACUUAGGAGCCAGUGUUACUUACCUCCAUAUGUCUGCCGGCUAGUGAGAGGGAAUGUGCAGGCAGGUGGGAAACAAAGCUAUCAUAGUUGUACUCGUCCUAGAGAAAGCUCUCCAGUGUCUCAGCCUUAAUGGGAUGUCCUUAGAUUAGGAGGAGGAGAGCAUUACAUCUCAUGUUUUUGGGUUUAUCACUGUCGUCCCACUUCUGGGACAGGAGGUAGCAAGGGCUUCUAUAUUUUCCUGUGUUCUUUCUGGCAAUGCAAACAUUUUCCUGAGUCAGAUCCUGCUUGCCCUCUUUUCACUGGGAUUCUGUCAGAUGCUGAUUUCAGAGUUGCCUCUCAUCCAGGUGGAAGUGAGGAGGAGGGAGAAGAACUCCAGUGCUUUUCAAUGGUCUUCAAUUUUUUCUGAAGCAGGCCAUGGUGAAAUCAUACAACAUUAUAAAUUUGCUUUUCUGUAGAGUUACUCUGGGGAAAGUUUUGCUAUUAAGACGUGAAAAUUGAGCUGUUUAGUCUUUAUUACCCUUUUCCAGUAAGUGUUCCAUUAGACUGCCUCUUUUGGUACCCUAGGCUUUGUAUCUGCCUCAUCUCAUGAGAUAAAUAGUACUGUCAGGUUUGUGGUUUCCUGAUGGUUUGGGGUGAGGCCUCCGUGACUUGUUAAUUUAUAGGACUGCCUCAUCUGGAAGCAUUGGCCUUCUGCCUUACGACCUGUGUAGAAUGACCAGUCUUCCUCCUUGCAGCAUUCUGAAGAGGGAGGAAACUUGCAUUGUUACUUGGCCCUAAAGAGGCUGUCCUCUGAUUUGUCAGGAGGCGCUUCUCCUCUCCUUGGCUUCCAUGGUAGUAUUACCAACAGUUAAGAUUGUGAUCCCAGAAAUUGGCUUAACCUGUGAGCCUUGCCUCUUAAGGGUGCAGAUUAACUUGCCAUCUUGCAGAAAGUGCCACCCACCCCUCCCCCACCCCUCAUUGUAGAGUCUGAAGUCUGGAAUCCAUUGGGAUCCUUGAGUGGCUGAUGUGCAGCUCUCUUGAGAUUUUUUUUUUUUAACCACUUUCAUUACCCACAAUUUUUAGGUUAUUCCUUAGUAUGUGUUUGCCUGGCUCUUGGGCCACGUACUGUGGAAAACACAGGAGUCAGAAGACGUGGUAUCUGGCUUUAGGGAAUUUUUAGAAUACUGCCACACAUGAAGCAAUUGGAGAGUGACUCAGUGUGGCAGGGAUUCAGGGCUGUCUUUAAAGACAUUGAGAGCGGGUAACAUCAGGGUAGACCAGAUGGCGUAGGAAAGCUCUGAGGCAGUGAGGCUUUGGGUUGUAGGCGAGGGCAGGACAGUGAGAUGAGAAACACAUGAACCAAAAGCAUGGAAGCAGAAGUGUGCAUGGCGUGUACUGAGCAGUGCACAGCCCCAAGUUAGAGCAGAAGCACCGAAGAAUCCAUUUUCAGUGCGAAACCUCCCAGUCAUCAGGCAGAUCUGAGUGCUGAGGGCUUAUGAUGGUGAAGUGGAGUCCAAAGCCAGAAGUCCAGUUGGCUUCCUGCUGGUGGCCAAGGACCUCACUGCUCUCGGUGCAGCCUGUGAGAGGCAGGGCUCCUGGACUCACUGUGGUACCGGGGGUUUCCACUGGAGAAUUCCUACACUCAGGUACAAAACCAAACCAGCCGAGGAGGGCCAGCCUCAUCCCUGUCCUCUUUCUGCUCCUGGGAAGGGUGGUGGUUACCUGUCUGUGAUCUGUCUGCUUUCGUCACAGCCCAGGCUGCAGCCUAUUCCUUUCUCAGUAGAGUGGGUACAAGACAGUGCAAGAGGGGACUGGCUCCAUUAGGAGACGUGGUGGACGAGGCAGGACGGGGGCAGUUGGCUGAGAUGCCAGCCUGGUCAGAGUAAACGGAGCAGGAACAGCUGGCCUGUCGUUAGCAUUUCCCCUUCUUCUCUCCUGGCUGGGCCCACCCCCUCCUUUGCCAAUUCUGUGCAGUGCUAAUUGAAAUGCAGUCUACAGAGGGUACUUGUUCCUUUUGGGUCGUUUUCUAAAGUCACAAACUGGAAAAGGUUCUCAGUUCUAGAGACCCCUUAUUGAUUUCUAAGUUGUGAGUGGCUGAUGUCAGCACCCUCAGGCCCUGCCUGUGUAACCCUCGCUUGUUUAUGAUUGAUCUGCUGUAAUCAUCCUCAGGAUGGCGUGAACCACUGUGAGCUAGUGACAACUACUGCUACGACUGCUAUUACUUGAAACUUGUGUGCUGUGGUAGGAGCGCAGGAGUGAGGAGGUGUAGGGACUAGAUAAGUGGGUGAAAGCUGGAGUUUGGGCCCAUCGGUGAUGACCUUGGCCUAGUUGUCUGCCUAUGCCUAGAUAUAGUGAAUGUGUGUAUAUUCACUGGAAUAUGAGCUGAGGACUGCAGCCACCGGCCUCCCAGGAGGAAAGGCACGAUGGGGAGCUUGCCGCCUGGCCGGUUUCUACUCCUCCACCUCCUCUCCUCCUUUUUACUUGACUGAUUAUAUAGGCCCCUUAUUAAGGUUGGGGAUGAUGUGGAGACAGCUGCAGACACCCAUAGUGCACAUCCAGGAAGAACUGGGGAGCAGAGAGGGUUGUUAAUGGUCCCACAUCCAGGUGUGACAGAAGAGUGGGGAGCUGGAUGCCCCGAGGUGCCAGCCCAUUCAGGCCUCACCCCCAGGUCCCCAGAAGAUCAUGGCCUGCUCAAAGCCCUCAGGGCCCAGCAGGGUGUGGGGAUGGGAAGAACUUUUCCCUUCAGUACCAUCCGUCCCCGCCCUGCCACCUCUCCCUUGGCUUUGAACCCUGAAGUUGGAGGGCUGGGCGCUAGGAUAGAGUGCUGUGGCUGCUGGAGGGCCAUCUGAAAGUUUGUGCGUGUGUGCAUGUGUGUCUUCAUUUGCGGAAGUCUUGCCACCAGUUGGGGUGUUGAGAGCAUCUCUAUUGGGGGGAGACCAGCCAUUUGUUUUCCACUUUUAAGAGAAUGACAUAACCCCUGUCCCUAAGGGAGGAGCUUUUGAGUUAGACAUUUUCCCUAUGGGAAUCCUCUUGGUUUGGUCUGUGGGAAAGGGGGGUAACGAAUAAAUGAUUUUUAUCUCUAAUCGUCAACACAGCUGUUCUUACACUGAAUUUGUGCUAUUGCAUACAUGUAGCCAUCUUUCUUUUCACUGCAGCAGUGUUUAUCAGUAGUUCAAAAUGAUUUAUUUGCUCCUGGGGAGUAAAACCUUUUUUAUUAAAAAAGAAAAAGAAAAAAAAUAAUAAGAAAAGUGUGAUCCCCUCCCUCCCAUGAUAGUGAAAGGAUUAUUGGGCCACAACACUCAAGAAAGCGAAGUCAAGUGAACCAGUCCCCAUGAUCUCUCCUGUUUUGACAUUGGAGCUUCUUGCUCAGCACAAAACAACAGGAGGCCUUGAGAAGAUGGAGGGCAAAGCAUUGGGAGGAGUGAGAGGGGCUGUACCAGAGAGAGAGGCACUGGGGACACAGGUGCUGCAGUAAGAAAAAUAGUGAAGAAGUGUAUUUAAAAUAUUGACUCUAAUCUGCCAGGGAAAGACCUUUCUUUACAUGCAAAUUCCAUGUUGUCUUUGUCCUUUUCAUCCCUCUUUGACCUUCCUGGUAGGUGCUGUCCAGUUUCUUCCUGUUUCCCUUUCUGUCCUCUCUGCCCCUUCUCGGAUCCUUUCCUCGUCCCAUUUACCUCCCAGGAAACCAGUCCUGCGUGCUGAGUCUGUGACAUGCCUUCACACCCAUUUCAUCUCAUUUAGAGGGUACCUGGAGUUGCUCCAUCCCCUUCUCCCGCUCCCUCCUCCGCCAUGCCAAGAGGCAAGGGGCAGGCAGAAAGCAGCCAGCCAUGGCCGGAAGACAGGACUGUCUGGUUGCAGCUGGACUGCGAUCAUAGUUGCUCUUGGAGAUAAGAGUACAAGGAAAGCUUAGGACGCUCUUGAUCAGAACCCAGGAUAAUCCCAAACCGCACAGCCCUGCUCAGAGCUGUGUCCUAAGCCCCCUACCCAGCUCGGGGGGGAGCGGGAAGGCUGGUCUGACUGCAUCCCUGGUGCUCCCUUGAACGGGGACCUGCCCCUCAUGUUAGGCCCAGAACCCUUUCCAAGGGACAAGCAUAAUCCAGGCACCGCUCUGUGGGCAGCCCAGGUGCUGGAAUGCCCCAACUGGUGCUGCCUGUGGCACAGCCACUGCUGUACAUUUUUUGGUUGUUUUAAGAAGCUCCAGAGGGGUGUCAUUCUAGGCUCCUCGGGUGGUUGUCUAUUCUUCACUGGAGGGGAGCCUCACCCCCUGCAACCACUUCUGUCCUCUUCAGCCACCCCACCCUCCAAGCCAAAGCGUGGCCUGGCUUUUCUCUUCCCAUUUAGUUUUCCUCCUUUCCUCUCCCUUUUUGUGCUUAAUUUAUUAAAAUAGUUGCUGUAUAAUUUAUUUUCAUAAACUAUAAAAAUGACUAAAUGGUUAAAAUAGACUUGCAGGCCAAUCUUAAAUGGGGUGGGAGGGUCUGAGGGUGGGUGGGGAAAGAUGUUUUGAUAUAAACAAAACAAAUGCACUUUGGGUGUGUUUUGGUAUUUUUCUGGGGCUAGAAGGGUGGGUGUUGGGCUGUCCCUGUAGAUUAGUUCCAGAAUGGGGUGUCUGUAUAUAUUGUAUUAAUAGGCAUGUUUGACUCUUGUAAAGGGACAUUAGUAGCUGCUGCAGGUCCUGUUUGGAAUCCCAUGUACAAUUUCCGGUUUUUUGUAAGUGUCAGUGCGGGAGACAUUUGACUCUUGUGUUUGUAUCUCCUUUUUAUGAUUGCUGUACUGACCAUGUCUUUUUGGCGAGGGGUGAAAAGAGAUUUGAAAUAAAAAUGUUUAGAAAUUA
Hipposideros armiger (great roundleaf bat) is the source of this 7715-nucleotide messenger RNA. It is a transcript of the gene SOCS7, whose product is annotated as suppressor of cytokine signaling 7. Gene Ontology annotation, biological process: intracellular signal transduction; phosphatidylinositol phosphate biosynthetic process. The transcript has 10 exons. NCBI's taxonomy places the organism in Eukaryota, Metazoa, Chordata, Mammalia, Chiroptera, Hipposideridae. Bases 2 to 1933 code for a protein of 643 amino acids. The record is from RefSeq and is a predicted model, not a curated record. Gene Ontology annotation, cellular component: phosphatidylinositol 3-kinase complex. Gene Ontology annotation, molecular function: 1-phosphatidylinositol-3-kinase regulator activity.